Molecule: messenger RNA, 440 nt
Organism: Pseudonaja textilis
Lineage: Eukaryota; Metazoa; Chordata; Lepidosauria; Squamata; Elapidae
Source: RefSeq, a predicted model, not a curated record
CUGGCCCUUUUUCGCGGGCAGUGGGGACACAGUCCCCCCCUUUUGGCUGUUUACCCUGCCCUCCUUCUAUCGCGCAGAGCCAUAAACCGGAGAAAGAAUGGCUGGUCAAGAACCUGAAGAUCUACCUGGGAAUUAAGAAGAAGGUCCGUCCACCAACUUGCUGGGGCUUCACUGUCUUCUUUGAGAACGAAAAGAUGGAGAAACAGCAGUGGUACCUCUGCUGUGACACCCAGAUGGAAAUGCGAACGUGGUUUGCCAACUUCCUCUCUAUGCAGCACGGAGGCAACCUCUGGCCCUCGGAGGCGUCCAAGGUCCGCCUGCCCCAGGCGCCCCCCGACUCCCGGCUGGGCCACGUCUCCCUCAUCCCCCUGCGAGGCAGCGAGAAUGAGAUGCGGAACAGCGUGGCGGCUUUGGUGGCUGACCCCUUGACGGUGAGCCCG